Messenger RNA from Eurytemora carolleeae, 2854 nucleotides. RefSeq names its product IWS1-like protein. The transcript is spliced from 13 exons. The record is from RefSeq and is a predicted model, not a curated record. Lineage: Eukaryota; Metazoa; Arthropoda; Copepoda; Calanoida; Temoridae. Gene Ontology annotation, cellular component: nucleus. Gene Ontology annotation, biological process: poly(A)+ mRNA export from nucleus. Bases 119 to 2179 code for a protein of 686 amino acids.
UUAUUUCCUCUCUUAUUCGGUGAAUUUAAUCGUCCGGUUUCUUUUAAUGGUAAUAAGUGUAAAAUCAGACAUACUGCUAAUGUUUUGAUUGAGUUGUCUUUUAGAUCAAAUUGUAGAAAUGUCGGACAAUGAUGAAACCACCAUUGUCGAGAAUCAGGUCGUUGAUCGAGAGCUUUCUGAUGACGACGAACCAACUCAGCUAAUUGAUUCCCAAGGGGACAUGCCAACACAGAUGAAUGUGGACGACAUGCCAACACAGAUAAAUACCGAUGACAUGCCAACACAGAUGAAUACGGAUGAUUUACCAACUCAGAUCGAUAUGGAUGACAUGCCCACUCAGAUAAAUAUGGACCACAACUCAACUGAAAUGGAUUUGGAUGAUGAACCAACCCAGAAAGUCGUGGAUGAACCAACAAUCAUAGAUGACAUGCCAACUCAGUUGUACGCGAAUGAUUCCCUGAAUGAAGAUGACCAGCCGACACAGCUAAAUAAGUCCCCUGAUACAAGUAUUGAUGAUGAGGAGGGCCGUGAGAGAUCUAAGUCCCCUGAGUUUGGAACCAAGUCACGAUCAGCCUCUCGAAGUAGAUCUAGAUCUAAGUCAGUGGAAAGGUCUGGAUCUGCAGAGAUGCAAUCUCCGGAAAAUGAAGAGGAAGGACGAGAUAAAUCUAAUUCUAGAUCCAAGUCCGGAUCAAGAUCCAAGUCCGGAUCAAGAUCCAAGUCAGGAUCAAGAUCCAAGUCCGCAUCAAGAUCCAAGUCCAGAUCUAGAUCCAAGUCCAAAUCUAAAUCCAAGUCCAGAUCUAGAUCCAAAUCCAGGUCAGGAUCUAGGUCUGUAUCCCGAGAUAGAUCAAGAUCAGGGUCGGCUAAAAGAUCUAAAUCAGGAUCAAGAUCCGUUUCCCGGAGUAAGUCGAGGAGUAGAUCGAAAUCAGGAAGUAGAUCAAAAUCAAGAUCAAUCAGCAGAUCGAUGUCGAGGAGCAAGUCAAGAUCAGGAAGCAAGUCCGGAUCCAAGUCUCGAUCUGUCAGCAGAUCCAAGUCUAGAUCAGGAAGUAGAUCAAAGUCUAGAUCAAGAUCCAAAUCCGUUUCCAGAUCAAGAUCACGAAGUGGAUCUAGAUCAGACAGUGACGUAGAGUCGAAGAAGAAGAAGAUUGUGCGCGAAGCUCUUGGAGAUUCUGAUGAUGAGGGUGCAGAAGGUCAAGGAAAGGAGGCCGCUCUUCCAAACCUCUCCGAUAGCGAGGAUGAAGGGAAGAAGGAGGACAAACCAGUUGAAACUGAAAGGAAAGCAGAUGAUUCAAGCGAUGAUGAUGGACCAACAAGGAAUGGCGACGAAGGAUUGUCUGGAGGUCGACUAAUGUCAGAUUUCGACAUGAUGCUGGAGAAGAAACGAGCUGACAUGAAGAAACGACGUAAGAAGAAGGAUAUCGAUCUGAUCAACGACAAUGACGACGCGAUUGCCCGUUUGAUCGCGGACAUGAGACUCGCCGCCAGGGAAGACAAUGAGUUAAAUAUUGCAAGACAGCCAGCUAUAAGAAAGAUUGCUAUGCUGAGGCCGGUGAUGUCCCAGCUGAAGAAGGUCGACCUCCAGAUGGCCUUUGUGGAGGCCAAUGUACUGUCCGUCAUGACAGACUGGUUGGCCCCCAUGCCAGAUAAAUCUCUUCCUAGCCUGGAGAUUAGAAAGGAGUUGUUGAGACUUCUACAGAACCUUAGAAUUGAUGAUCAAUCUAGACUAAAGGAGUCGGGGAUAGGAAAGGCUGUAAUGUAUCUGUACAAGCAUCCUAAAGAGAUCAAGGAAAACAAAGUGAUCGCUGGCAAAAUAAUAAAUAACUGGGCUAGACCUAUCUUCAACAAAUCUAUGGAUUACAAGGAUUAUGACAAAGAAACGAGAGCAGAGCGGGAUCAGGAAAUUCUGUCUGCAAAGAGACGAAGAGUGGAGGAGCCUGAACCGGAGGAGGGACUUCGACCAGGAGAUCCAGGUUGGAUUGGUAGAGCCAGGGUUCCUAUGCCAAGCAGCAAGGACUACGUGGCUAGACCGGAGUGGGCUACAGACGUCGAACUAAGUAAACCUAAGAAGAAGGAGGUAACUUUGAUCGAAAAACAUUUCCGUGCCGCAGCUGAGCGUAAGAAACUGUCCAAACCUCGGCGCGCGGUUGAGAUGUCUAUGGAGGGAAGGAAGAUGGCGCUGUAAACACUUAGAUCAUAUGAUAACCGGCUCAACUAAAGGGACUCUAGACUCAAUUUCAAGUGUACCCUCCAUCCAUUCAUUUCCAAUUCACAACCGUACCCUUUGAAAUUUGAAUAUUUAUCUGCAUUUUUCUAUCUUUUUAAUUGAAUAUUUUCAAUCGUGGCUCUUUAGAAAAGCAACUUAAGAUGAGGGAUUAUAGGGUACUAUUGUGAAUCGGACAUGACGCUUUAUGAAUGUAUGGUGACGUUAAAUUGCGUCUGAAGUCCCAUAAAGAAGGAAUAUUUUAUUUAUAUUAGUUUUGGAAUUCACAGAAACUUUUACUUAAAACUAGUAUUUUUUAAACAUAAUUAUCAAAAUGAAUAUUUAUUUGUUCUUUAAAAAUUUAAAAUCUUGAAGAAUAAUACUCCGUGUUUUUUUUGAUCAAGUUGAUUGUGAAAACGUACAUUAAACUAUAGGUUUUUGGAUUUGUAUAUUUAUUCGUCUCUGAUUUUUCUUAUUUUCCUUUUUACCCUCAAGGUUUUUUUUUCAAUCUCAAGUUUGUUUGAAAACAUAUAUUAAAAUACUUGCAGCACACCUUAUUUAAUUUAGCAAAAAGGGUAAUUUUGUUUGCUUGGUUUCAGUUCUGUAAAUCUUUAAUUAUCUUGUUUUGAUUUCGCUAAAAUAUUAUUUUAAAGAUGA